GUACGAGUCGGAAGCGAUUCAGCUGAAGUGAGAUCAAGCACGAGCAGGGACGCAUUCGAAGAUGCUGCGCCGAGACGGUCUGGUGCCGGCGCGCUUCCUCAGCAUCAUGUCGCACCUAACGCUCUGCCUGACCCUGCUGAUGGCCCGGGAGGACAACGUGGAGGCGUGCCUGCCGUUUGAGUACAGCCCAGACGAGUUCGGCGCCAAGGACACCCAGCUGGUCGUCGGCCUUAGUCUGGCCAUAGCGCUGAUGCUGUUCGAACUGCUCGGCUUCUUCCUCGGCAUAUCCAUGUUUAUGCCCACGGCAGCCAUGACCUCUAUCCUGUGCCACUCGUCAGCGUCGGUGGCGCUGGCCUUCCUGGUGUUCCACAUGUGGGACUGCGACCUCUACUGGCUGAUCCUGGCGCUCUGCUCCGUGCCGCCGGCGCUCGUCGAGCUCGUCAUCGUCAUCGGCGUCGGCGGGCUCAAGAGAGGCUGGUGAGGAGCGAGGCUGGCCGUCGCCGCCGCGCCGAGCCGCUGUUUGCGGCCGCCCUGGGGCGGUCCAUCCCGGCGGCGUCCGGUUCAGACCUGGCCGGAGAUCUGAGCGCCGCCGGCGGUCGGUGAUGUCGUGUCCCUGGCGUGCUGGGAGCCUUGACUGAGAAUGGGCUGAGAACCGCCUGCCACCGGUCAUCGUUGGCUGUCUGUGCGUACAUCGCCAGCCGUCCGUCCGUCCGUCCGUCCGUCCGUCCGUCCGUCCGUCCUCGCUCCUUCCGUCUGUCGCUCCCGCCGUCCGUCGCUCCUUUCGUCUUGCCAUGAACCCAUCCUUUUGUCCUUCUGUUCUUCAGUCCUCCUACCCGUCCGUCCUUCCACCCGUCCGUCCUUCCGUCUGUCCGCCCAGCCACUGAAAUAGCGGCGAGGCGGUGCGAUGUGUGACCGCGUGUGGGGCGGCCGACGGUGUGGUGUGUGGCCGCGAG
This is a messenger RNA of Pollicipes pollicipes, 953 nucleotides long. Its product is annotated as transmembrane protein 107. The transcript is spliced from 5 exons. Lineage: Eukaryota; Metazoa; Arthropoda; Thecostraca; Pollicipedomorpha; Pollicipedidae. The record is from RefSeq and is a predicted model, not a curated record. Gene Ontology annotation, biological process: protein localization to ciliary transition zone; non-motile cilium assembly. The coding region runs from base 62 to 481 and encodes 139 amino acids. Gene Ontology annotation, cellular component: MKS complex.